Messenger RNA from Botrytis fragariae, 705 nucleotides. RefSeq names its product putative integral membrane protein pth11- protein. Bases 1 to 705 code for a protein of 234 amino acids. Lineage: Eukaryota; Fungi; Ascomycota; Leotiomycetes; Helotiales; Sclerotiniaceae. The transcript is spliced from 4 exons. The record is from RefSeq and is a predicted model, not a curated record.
AUGGGUUUAUGCACAAUAUGGUUCAUAAUCACUGUAUGCUUGACGGUGUUCGGAUGCACACCUAUCAAAGCAGCAUAUAAUCUAUCCCUUAGACUCGAACCCACCACACAUUGCAUUCCAUACGGAGAGAUAGUUCUCGGCUUCGAGCUACCCAAUGCAAUCUUGGAUGUUGUUAUUCUUGCCUUGCCUUUUUUCGUCAUUAGAGACCUCCAUGUCCCUGUACGGAAGAAGGUGCUCUUGUUCUUGGUUUUUUGGUUUGGUGGGUUCGUUAUUGUGACAUGCAUACUACGCAUAGCAUACUCAUAUCAGCCUCAUGAUCCAGAGCAUUUUUCUGGAUUCUCGACUGCGAAUGAGUGGUUGAUGAUUGAGGAAGGGAGCGCUAUUUUAGGAGCCUGUGUUCCGACAUUUCGACCCAUACUCAAAGCGUAUUUUAAACUUCCAAAAUCUGUCAGCGACUGGUUCUCUUCAACGCUGGGUGCCUCAACGUCAGCGAGCAAAUUCUCCAAAAAUCAUUCGCAAAUCAAAACUCAACCAAGUCAAUUCAACGAUCGACCUGGACCUUCUUAUCAGUUGAAAAAGCUAUCAACAGCCCAUCUUCAGCGUGGGAGAGAAUGGCAGAAUCAGGACCUCGACACAGAUUCGGAUGAAAGUCCACUGGUUGACAAUAGGAUUUGGGUCACAAGGCAGAUUACAACUACCAAAUAG